AUGGAUUUCGAAUUUUUCAAAGACUUUCCGGUUGAAAUGAUGGGAAAUAUUUGGCAGUGGGUGAGUUCAAAAUUUUCCGGCUGGCUAUUUUUUUUUUGAAUGAAAAAAAUUGUUAAUUUUUUGUUCAAAAAAUUUUUGUAAUUAAUUUUUUGAUUGACAUAACAGUUGGAAAAAGUUUAAAAAUUGGAUCAGAUAUUUCCAGUUGUUCAUUAUAUUAUUUUUAGCUUCCAUACCAAGCUUCACAAAAUUUGCGACAAACCCAUUCAUCUUUGAACAACUCGUUUCUCACAAAAAGUAAUCAAGAUUUGAUGGCUGCACCAAUUCCUGAAGUUACUAUAAAUCAGGUGCACGAUGUUUAUUUCAAAAAUGACAGAUGUCGAAGAACUGGCCUAGAACUGGUAAACGUUUGCUGUGACAAAUUGAUUGUUGAAUUCACCAAUGGACAUUUGCCAAAACUUAAAGAUAUAAUGGAUACUUGGAAAGUUAAAAAAUUGGUGAUUCGAAACAACGCGGUUAACAAAGAAUUUCUUCGAUAUCUUCAUGAUUUCUCAAAAGAUAUCACAAUAAUUGCACGUAAUUUCACCGAAAACAGUUUAUAUCUUCCAAAUGUGACAUCAAUCGAAAUAUCCGAACCGAUUAUGUUUUUCAAUAUGAAAAAAUUUAUGAAUCAAUUGCCAAACUUGAAAAAAUACAAAAUUGUGUUGACAAUCGCUGGAUUGUGUGUUUAUCCAAAAAUUGUUCAAGCAUACUGGAGAGAUAAUCUUGAAUUAAUUGAGAUUAAUAUGUCAACUCAAAUGGUGAAAGACGAUGUCAAAUAUUUUCUGUAAGUUAUUUCUCUUUUCAAUAUUAUUUUGAAUUUAUGAGAAAAUAAAUUGUAAAAUUUUCAGAGAAUCAUUCAAAUACGAGGUAAUGCAAUUGAUGCCAGAUCUUUUGAACGUCAAAAUCGAUUUGGAAAAGCAACGUCUACAAAUCACACCACGAAAAACUAUCUAA
Caenorhabditis angaria is the source of this 993-nucleotide messenger RNA. The record is from the annotation of a GenBank genome assembly. Lineage: Eukaryota; Metazoa; Nematoda; Chromadorea; Rhabditida; Rhabditidae.